AUCCAUAUACGUUUGGACAGAUCUGAUGUCGCAGAAUAAGAUUGACUUGUGAGUAACGUUCACCGGACCUUGGUUCUGUCAAUGGUUUUUUUGUUUGCGGGUGUCGAGAAGCUUUUCGCGUUUGUUGACUAUGAGACUAUGACAUCAUCUGGCCAGUUAGAUACGUUCUGGCGAGAUAUAAUCCUACGCUAAGAACAGUGCACGGCAGAAUGGCAAAAGAACCGCACGUUUGUGAUAAUAAUUAGCAGGUGCCGGUUCGAGUUUCGAUUAUCACGUCCAUCUUCUAUGAACGUUGUUUAACAGUUUCGACUAAGCUCUAGUGAUGACUGCUUUAUAAAAAAUUAACGGAGUUUUGGAAAUAAUAUUGAUUAUUUUAAGUAAGAAUGGAGUAUUUCAAAAAUUGGUGGAGGUCACGGAUUGGAAGGCGGCAUAAAUAUAUUAUCAUACCAUAUCAGCCAGAUGUAACUGAUGGCACCAGAUUGGGCGUGCUCGCCGUCCAAGGCAUCGACUUCUGCAAUGACGCCAACGGGGAAAACCAUCACACGAGCAAAUUCAAUCUGAUGACCAGACCCGUGGACAGCUGUCUCGUGGUGCGGCGAGGACAGGCCUUCAAACUCGACCUGCUGCUCAACCGGCCCUAUGAUGCCUCGAGGGACGCGCUGUCCUUUAUUUUCUACGUGUCCGAUGUGGAGAAACGCGGACCAUCAGACGACACAUCAGCUGCAGUUCCACUGCUGGACAAAGGAUCAGAGAUGCCCGGAUCCUGGACGGCCGUGUACGAAGGCCAAAUGGACUCCCACCUGAUGGUCGCCGUCACGGCUUCAGCUAACUGCAUCAUCGCUUCUUGGAGACUCGACAUUGACACCAAGCUCAAGACUGGAGGGUCCUUAAGCUAUACGCAUCCACAGCCCAUUUAUGUGCUAUUUAAUCCUUGGUGCUUAAACGAUGAGGUUUAUAUGCCAGGACAUAGCCAUCGUGAAGAAUAUGUUCAAGAAGAUGGUGGUCUGAUGUAUCGAGGCGUUUACAACAGAAUAAAACCAACGCCAUGGAACUACGCUCAGUACGACAAAGACAUUCUGGAUUGCGCGCUUUAUCUAGUCAGAGAAAUCGGAAAGGUGAAAGGUCGCGCCCGAAGCGACCCCAUUCGGACAGUGCGGGCGUUGUCCGCCGCCGUAAACGUCCAGGACGACAACGGCGUGCUGAUGGGCAACUGGGGCGCCGAGCUCAGCGACUAUGACGGAGGAACACACCCACUCAAGUGGGUCGGCUCCCUCGCUAUCCUACAGAAGUAUUACAUCAAGAAAAAACCCGUCAAAUACGCGCAAUGCUGGGUUUACGCAGGUGUCUUAACCACAAUUUGCAGAGCUCUAGGUAUUCCCUGCCGGCCGGUGACCGGGUACGACGCGGCGCACGACAGCCAGGGCAGCCUCACCGUCGACAUCAUCAAGGACGAUGACGGUAACACGCUCGACCACUUCACGCAGGACUCUAUCUGGAACUAUCAUGUUUGGAACGAGGUAUGGAUGGAGAGGCCAGACCUAGGCCCCGAGUACGGAGGCUGGCAAGCCAUCGACUCGACGCCACAAGAAAUGUCAGAGGACCUCUUCCGCUGCGGCCCGGCGUCUAUACGCGCGGUUCGCGACGCCGACAUUCAGAAACCGUAUGACUCGGGAUACGUUUUCGCGCAAGUCAAUGCUGAUAAGGUAUUAUGGAAAUAUUCCGGUGAAAUCCAGCCUCUCAAGCUAUUGGCUCGGGACACGACUUCUGUUGGACAAAAUAUAUCUACUAAAGCCAUCGGAAAGAUGGAACGAGAGGACAUAACUGACUCAUACAAAUAUCCGGAGCGCACGUGGGAGGAGCGCGCGACGAUGGAAAAAGCUCUGCGUCGGUCAUCCAACAUCUUUGCACGAUACUACCUCAACGAUGCCUUCAACGAUGUGGUGUUUGACUUCGAGCUGAGAGACGAUAUAAAGAUCGGGCAGAACUUCAGUGUGAUCCUUCACAUGAACAACCGCUCGUUAGAGAACAAGCACCAAGUGAAAGGGGUACUGCGAGUAGACACCGUGACGUACACGGGCAAGUCCGGAGAGUCCGUCAAACGACAGGAGUUCGACUCAACGUUAGCACCCGAGGCCAAGGAGCAGGUGACCAUGUUGGUCACCUUCGAUGAGUACUACAAGCGACUCGUAGAUCAGGCAUCCUUCAAUAUCGCCUGUCUCGCCUCAAUAGUGGACAAAAACUUUGACUACUUCGCGCAAGACGACUUCCGGGUCCGCAACCCCGACAUUAAGAUCACCGUGGAAGGCAAGCCUGUGUCGCACAAGGAAUUUACUGUUACUGUCAAGCUGGAGAACCCGCUGCCCAUACCGCUGAAGAAUGGAAAAUUCUACAUCCAGGGCCCGGGAUUGGAUGAGCAGCUCAAGAUCUCUCUGGAUGAGAACGUGCCCCCCGGCGAAUUAGCGACCGCGCAGUUCAAGCUGACGCCGCCGUGGGCCGGACGGCACCAGAUCUCAGCCAAGUUCACCUCCAAGGAGAUACACGACAUCGACGGCUUCCUCAUCCUCAUGGUCGCGCCCCCAGAGACCAACGGAUACUCGGAAACAAACGGAUUAUAAGAAAACUAUUUGUACUCUACUGUGCCAUUGAAAGAACUCGCGAAUAUAAAAGUAGGUAGGUAUAGGUAUUAUACAUAUAUGCACUGUGAGCAAUCAGCAUCAAAUAAAUAAUUAAUAGUGACGGCCAAAAUGGCCCAAUACAUCGAAACACAUUGUUAUUUCUGUGGUAACAAUGGUGUGUUCCGAUAUAUUUGACCACUUUGGCCGUCAUUAUCUAUUUGCUGCUGACUGUCAUAGAUCAACCUGUAUGUAGCACAAUAACUUCUUGAAGGAGGCAGCGAAAACUUUACUAAAAGUUUGAGAAAAGAUGUAAGUAUCAAGGAUACCACCAGCGUGCGGCACUGUGCAGCACCAGCAUUUUUGUACUGAAUAUGUUUGUUCCGCACACUGGUGGAUUAAAUGUAGCUUCCAAGAGGCAUCAGUUAGGUAUGUUAACCUUUUGAACGCUUUACAUCAUAAACAAAAACCGGCCAACAGCGAGUCGGACUCGCGCACCGAGGGUUCCGUACUUUUUAGUAUUUGUUGUUAUAGCGGCAACAGAAAUACAUCAUGAAAAUUUCAACUGUCUAGCUAUCACGGUUCAUGAGAUACAGCCUGGUGACACAGAAUAACUAAUAGUACUCUGGUGACAGACAGACGGACAGCGAAGUCUUACUAAUAGGGUCCCGUUUUUACCCUUUGGGUACGGAACCCUAAAAACGAUGCAAAAACGUCAGUCACGCCAAGGUAACGGGCGCAAGCGAGCGAAUGUAAACUUUAUUGAAAGUGUGAAGGUUACUUUGACAGCGUCCGCCAUAGCACCCAUAGUGGUACUUGGCGCUGUUAGUAACUAGUAACGACCACUUUAGGGGUUCUUGGCGUUCAAAGGGUUAAAUAUAAUUACUCAUAGUGGCCCGGCCUCCGCAUGAUCUGCAGCUCAAGGCAAUUUAUUAAGGGGAGCGUGGUAUUAUGUGAAGUAUGUGCGAACACUUUAUAUGUCGUUAUAAGCCGCAGUUGUGUCAGUAGAAAAAAAUAGGCAAAUUUGAAAAAUGUAAGCGCGCAUGAUCGUUCUCCUAUAAAAAUUUUGAUUUUCAGGCCUAUUUCUACUGAAAAAGUUGGCUUGCCAUCAGAGUACAAAAUAUUAUGAUAUUAAUGAUACGACAAUUGAAGGAGGUAAAAAAGCACUACUAUUAGUAUGUCUGAGUUUUUAUCUUCGGUGCAUAGUAAAAAGCUUUAAAUGUGUUUUAGUUUUUACCUUACUGCCUACAGUCAGGAGCGGAAAGCAGCUAAGCUAACAAAAUUUACAAAAUG
Cydia strobilella is the source of this 3905-nucleotide messenger RNA. Its product is annotated as annulin. Bases 384 to 2615 code for a protein of 743 amino acids. The transcript has 12 exons. Gene Ontology annotation, biological process: peptide cross-linking. The record is from RefSeq and is a predicted model, not a curated record. NCBI's taxonomy places the organism in Eukaryota, Metazoa, Arthropoda, Insecta, Lepidoptera, Tortricidae. Gene Ontology annotation, molecular function: protein-glutamine gamma-glutamyltransferase activity.